Molecule: messenger RNA, 228 nt
Organism: Plasmopara halstedii
Lineage: Eukaryota; Oomycota; Peronosporomycetes; Peronosporales; Peronosporaceae
Exons: 2
Coding region: 1-228 (75 amino acids)
Source: RefSeq, a predicted model, not a curated record
AUGCGGUCUUGCCCACGGAUAUCCAAUCGAAAGAAAUUACAGUCUAUGAGAAAGACUGAAGCGUCACAGAUGACAAGAAGUAGCUACUCCAGUGUGGGAAGAGUCAGAGUGGAGAGAAGCAUGGCGCUUUCUUUCACGGCCUCGAAGACCACCUCGUUUGCAGCACUCCCCGUUCAAUAUCGUUUCUUGAGGAAAUCGGUAUGGGAUUCAGACAUAGAUUGGCGCUGA